This is a messenger RNA of Ailuropoda melanoleuca (giant panda), 2873 nucleotides long. RefSeq names its product solute carrier family 7 member 4 (gene SLC7A4). NCBI's taxonomy places the organism in Eukaryota, Metazoa, Chordata, Mammalia, Carnivora, Ursidae. Gene Ontology annotation, cellular component: plasma membrane. The transcript is spliced from 6 exons. Gene Ontology annotation, biological process: amino acid transport; transmembrane transport. The coding region runs from base 706 to 2628 and encodes 640 amino acids. Gene Ontology annotation, molecular function: amino acid transmembrane transporter activity. The record is from RefSeq and is a predicted model, not a curated record.
CCUCUGCCGGUAUGGCCUCUUUUCAUCCAGUGAGGGCCAAAGCUGGACCUGUGCCUCCCUUCUGUGCAUUCCAUCUCCUGAGGAUAUAAAAAUGCAUGACUUAAAGGCAGAAGCCUAGACUGCUGUGGGAAGACAGGAAUUCUCAUAUAUUGCCAAUAAAAGGGAAUCUGACAAUAGCUACAAAAUCACAGCCAUCUACUUCUGGCAUCACAUACACACCUACACCAGUUAAGACGCUGUAAAUACUACGUAUAUAAGCGCCCUCAUGAGCCCACUGCGUUAAGAGAGACAAGUCGGAGAGAACUCGAGUGCAGCACCUGGUGUUGCUUAGGCAAGGAAGAGUCUGGAAGGGCGAGGGCUGCGGGCACCAAUCCCUGAUCCGCACGCUCCUGGGUAGCACAACCGUCCCGAAGCUGCGGAGUCAAGGACACCCUCGCGCCCCACUGCCACCUGGGUCUGCCUUCCACGCUGCCCCCCUCCCCGCGUCCCGAGGCCUCCCGUCAUACCAUGGCAGUCGCCUCCUCGUCACACGCCUGACUUCACCUCCUCUCAGUGCAACACCACGAGCCCAACUGCCUGCCCUCCACGCUGCGUCCCGCAUCCUGAUUGGCUCGUUGCUCACGCGAAUGCUAUUGGCUCCGACCGCUUCAGGGGGCAGGUCCCAGGUGCCGGCAGCUGGCUUCCUGCUCCUCUCAGCUGCCCAUCAUGGUCAGGGGGCUCCCCAGCACCGCCAGCCUGGCGCGCUUCUGCCAGAAGCUGAACCGACUGAAACCACUGGAGGACUCUACCAUGGAGACGUCACUGCAGCGCUGCCUGUCCACGCUGGACCUGACCCUGCUGGGCGUGGGUGGCAUGGUGGGCUCAGGCCUCUAUGUGCUCACAGGCACUGUGGCGAAGGAAAUGGCUGGCCCUGCGGUGCUCUUGUCCUUCGCGGUGGCCGCCGUGGCCUCCCUGCUGUCCGCCCUGUGUUACGCAGAGUUUGGGGCCCGGUUGCCCCGCACAGGCUCUGCCUACCUCUUCACCUACGUGUCCAUGGGUGAGCUGUGGGCCUUCCUCAUCGGCUGGAACGUGCUCCUCGAAUACCUCAUUGGUGGUGCUGCUGUGGCCCGUGCCUGGAGUGGCUACCUGGACUCCAUGUUCAGCCACCGCAUCCACAACUUCACCCAGGCCCACAUUGGAACCUGGCAGGUGCCCCUGCUGGCCCACUACCCAGACUUCCUGGCGGCUGGCAUCAUACUUUUGGCCUCUGCCUUCAUCUCCUGCGGAGCCCGAGUUUCCUCCUGGCUCAACCACACCUUCUCCGUGGUCAGCCUGGUCCUCAUCCUCUUUAUCGUCAUCCUGGGUUUUAUCCUGGCCCGCCCGCACAACUGGAGUGCUGAGGAGGGGGGCUUUGCGCCUUUUGGCUUCUCCGGCAUCAUGGCUGGCACUGCCACCUGCUUCUACGCCUUCGUGGGCUUUGAUGUCAUUGCCGCCUCCAGCGAGGAGGCCAGGAACCCGAAGCAAGCUGUGCCCAUAGCCAUUUCCAUCUCGCUCGGCCUGGCAGCUGCUGCCUACAUUCUCGUCUCCACCGUGCUCACCCUCAUGGUUCCGUGGCACAGCCUGAACCCUGACUCCGCGCUCGCUGACGCCUUCUACCGGCGGGGCUAUAGCUGGGCUGGCUUCAUCGUGGCAACUGGCUCCAUCUGCGCCAUGAACACUGUCCUGCUCAGCAGUCUCUUCUCCUUGCCACGCAUCGUCUAUGCCAUGGCCAUCGACGGGCUCUUCUUCCAGGUGUUUGCCCGAGUGCACCCCCGGACGCAGGUGCCCUUGGUGGGCAUCGUUGUGUUCGGGGGCCUCAUGAGUUUACUGGCACUGCUGCUGGACCUCGAGGCACUGGUCCAGUUCCUGUCCAUUGGCACACUGCUGGCCUACACUUUUGUGGCCACCAGCAUUCUUGUGCUACGCUUCCAGAAGGCCCCUCCAUCCAGUUCCCCAGGCCCAGCCAGCCCUGGCCCUAGGGUCAAAGAGUACCACUCUUUCUCGGACCACAUACAGCUGGUGGGCACCGAGCAGACCUCAGCCCCCGAGCCCGGGCAGCUGCGGCCAGCUCUGAGGCCCUACCUGGGCUUCCUAGCUAGGUGCAGCCCUGGAGCUGCUGUGGCUUGGGGACUCAGCAUCCUGGUGGCCUCGGCCAUCACCCUGGCCUGUGUGCUGGUCUUCGGGGACUCGGCCCUGCACCUCCCAUACUGGGGCUACAUCCUGCUGCUCCUGUUCAGCUCUGUCGCAUUUCUGCUCAGCCUCCUCGUCCUGGGGGCCCACCAGCAACAGCACCAGCAGGACGCCUUCCAGAUCCCCAUGGUGCCCCUGACUCCAGCCCUGAGCAUCUUCCUUAACAUCUGCCUCAUGCUGAAGCUAAGCUACCUGACUUGGCUGCGCUUCUCCAUCUGGCUGCUGAUCGGACUUGCCGUGUACUUUGGCUAUGGCAUCUGGCACAGCAAAGAGAACCAGCGGGAGCCGCCAGAGCUGACCACGACCCGCUACGUGGUGUUCCCCAGCACCAGCCUGGAGGGGACGGUACAGACCGUGCAGCCUGCCAGCCAGGCGCCCGCCCAGGAGCCCAGCCCCACAGAGCAGCCCGCCGGUCCUUGAAUGGAGCUGGAGGCCUAUCCAUGCGUGUUCUGCCAUCCCCCACAUCCUCAGGAGCCCAGAGGGGCUGGGAGUCCCUUCUGUCCGAGCCAGCUCAGGUUUGCAGGCCUGCCCAUGCUGAGGGGUCCUCGAGACCUUGGGGCCUUAGCCCAAGUGCCUAGUUUGGGGAUGAGGGGAGUGGGCCAUGGCCAGUGCCACUGGGGUGAAUAUUUUGCCCAGCACCUUCCUGCUCAUGAGCCAUUCCAGCU